Messenger RNA from Daphnia carinata, 2444 nucleotides. RefSeq names its product ralA-binding protein 1-like. NCBI's taxonomy places the organism in Eukaryota, Metazoa, Arthropoda, Branchiopoda, Diplostraca, Daphniidae. The record is from RefSeq and is a predicted model, not a curated record. Gene Ontology annotation, biological process: small GTPase-mediated signal transduction. The transcript has 11 exons. The coding region runs from base 220 to 2355 and encodes 711 amino acids. Gene Ontology annotation, molecular function: GTPase activator activity; small GTPase binding.
UGCACAUCCCUGAUAGGUCUCUGUGGUAUGACAGGAAGUAAAUAAUAAACAUCAGUAUUUAAUGCUUCAAUUUACACAGUAGUCUACCUGUAAGAGCGGCUUCAUCUUGUGCAGCUUAUUAUUUGGUUACCUUGGGUGGGCGUUUUGUAUAUUUUAUUUAUUAUGAUGUGGUGAGCUCUCAAUAUGUGCAACUAGGCGAGAACAACUGACAUUAUCGCUAUGGAGAUCAACUUGGGUGCAGAUACCUCGGGUUUGUACACAUUGGAAACAGUUACAGGGGAAGGUGAAUCGAGUAAGGAGAGUGGAGAGAGUGACCGUGAUUUUGAAGAAAAACCUGGCAAGAUCAAAGAAGGUAAGCUUGGAGUAAAGAAAAAAGAUAAGGAAGACAAAGACAAAGACAAAAAGAAGGACAAAGACAAAGGUUAUGCUGCAUUAGAAGGCGAGAGUUCUCCAGAAGAAUCAGAAAUGGAAGUAAAGAGUCCUUUUAAGGGGAAGAAGCGUUCCUUCAAGUUCUCCAGUCGCAAGGAAAAGAAGAGCAAAGAUGAAGAAAAAGAAAAGAAAAAAGAGAAAGAUAGGAAAUUAUCCAAAGAAAGUGACAUUUCUCCAAAAGAAUUGAGAGAAGAAACAAGCAAGGUGGAAAAAACUGACAAAAAGAAAGAUAAAAAAGAAAAAGAGAAAGAAACCAAGGUGAAGGAGAAAGAGACUAAAGUCAAAGACAAGGAAAAGGAUGUAAAAAGCAAAGAUAUUAAGAACAAAUUAAAAAUCAAAGAUAAAAUGAAAAAAACCAAACCCCACACAUCCCUUGAAGAUGACUUGCCUGUUUUUGGCGUGCCCUUAGAGUUAGCCAUUCAAAGAAGUGGUUCUCAUGACGGAAUAGAUUUGCCUGUUGUAGUUCGCUGUUGCAUUGACUACAUAGAAGAUUAUGGAUUGCAACAAGAAGGAAUUUUUCGAAGUUCUGGACUCAAAACUCGCGUAGUUGAACUCCGACGAGCAUACAACAACCGCGAAAACGUAGUGCUAAAAGAUGUUGACCCGCCGAUCGUAGCAAGCCUUCUGAAGCAAUACUUGCGGGAACUGCCUGAUAAUAUUUUAAGUAACGAGCUUUUAUCCAAAUUCGAGGAUGCCUCAUCUAUCAAAGAUAGCCAACUUCAAGAGGAGACCUUUAGCAGUCUUAUUCGGCAAUUACCUGUAUACAAUAGAACACUGUUAUCUUGGUUGAUGGUGCUCAUGGAUCAUGUGAUAGAAAAGGAGCGAUUUAACAAAAUGAACGUGCAAAAUCUUAGUAUUGUACUUUGCCCAACAUUAAAUUUGACUCAUCGUGUCCUGGGGUGUCUCUUCGCAUAUAGUCGUUCGCUUUUUGCUGGCACUCAAAUAAUAAGGUACAUUCCACCUCUAUCUGGCGUUGGAGUCAGUUUACCCGACGAGUUCGAUGCUAUGACAAUUGAACUCAAGAAACAAGAAUCGUUGCUUGCCCAAAUCCAUUGUGAGAUGAGUGUUGGAUCUGUGGCGAAACAUCGAGAAGAACAACUAUGGGAAGCACAGCGCAUCGUUACGCAGCUUAAGAGACAACUGAAACUGCAGGCACCCACUUCUACAGCUCCUAUGGCUGCUGUGGUCCAAAACACAGUUUCUGAAACUCCAAAACCAGCAACUUUGCCAGAUGUGGGGCCUAGUGGACAUGAUGUUGAGCUAAGGUUGGAAUUGGCUCUUCCCGUUAAAGUUCUUUCUGAACCAGCUGACCAGGUCCCCAAUCCUGAGUUGAGAAGCGAUAGAGAUAUAAUGGAGCAGGAUGAAGAAGUAUCAAAAGGCGAGUCACCCAGUGCUGAAGUAGUUGAUGAAAGCAUUCAAGAGCCGCCACCCAAGAAUUCAACAGAAAAUGCGUGCCACGUUACUGUUAUUGAAAUUACUGGUCAUUCGGCAGAAUCAGCAUCAUCUGAUCAAAACACGGGAUGGAAUGCGCCGGAAACUGAAACGCCGUUAACAAAGGAAGAAGAAAUGGAACUUCUUUUAAUGAUUGAAAACCAUGAACGAGAGAAGAUUAUAGAAAAACUUUCAGAAGCAAUCGAAAAGGAGCGCAAGUCGAUAGAGCGAUUGCAAGAACUGUUGGCAGAUACAACUACUUCGUGGACUGACAGUUCUGAGGACGACGACGGACUAGAUGUAGGCGAAGAAGAACAAGAACAGCUUUUGGCAGAAGUGCUCCGUGAAAAUCGUCAAUUGGAGGAACAGAACAUGUUACUGCAGAGCCAAAUUGAAGAAAUCGGAGAGGCUUGUUUGAAAUUCAGAGCCCAGUUGCGAUUACGAGAAGAAAAGACAAAAUUACCAAUUGUGGGAGCUAAUGGAAUAAUUGCUUAAAUUUUUGCUUGAUCUGAACGUUCGCCAUAUAGUUAUUGAAAAGCCGCUUGUGUUACUGUUAUAAAAAUAAAUCAAUUAAGUAAACUUAA